UCCAAACUCCUUAAUUAUCCUCCCUAAAUCCCUCCUUUCGUAUUCUUCUGCACCUUCUUCAUAAAUCCUGUACAAUCUGCUUCAUUUAACAUUAUUAUUUGUUUCGAUUCAAGUUCCAUCCGAACAUGUGUGGCGGUGCUAUUGUCGCCGAUUUUAUUCGUCGUAUUCGCAGCCGGAUAAUCACCGCUGUUGAGCACUGGCCCAAUUCCACUCCUGCCAAUUCCGACUGUAAUGACUCGGAUAAGAAACUUAAUCGACCGGAACCAACUCGCCACGAACCCGUCUCCCUCAAGAGGACUCUACCGACAUCAGGUGAUGAGAAGCAGAUGGAGAAGAGGGCGAAGAGGCAGAGGAAGAAUCUUUACAGAGGGAUCAGGCAACGACCAUGGGGAAAAUGGGCUGCGGAGAUUCGUGACCCGACGAGAGGAGUCCGUGUUCCGCUGGGUACCUUCAACACUGCCGAGGAAGCAGCCCUAGCCUACGACAGAGAGGCCCGCAAGAUCCGCGGCAAGAAGGCGGAAGUCAAUAUCUCCAAUGAAGACGAUGAGUUCGGCGGAUCAACCCAAACUCAAGACUACAACCACAACCCACCUGCUAUCUGGAAUCCGGCUCUUCCUCUGUGUCAGACUCAAAACCGAAGAGCUAAUGCGACGACAAAUAAAGUAGUCAUUUAUUGUUGCGAGAAAAACUCUGGUACUGGGAUCGAGUCCAGAUCAGAUUAUGGCGGAGUGAGGGUGAAGGAAGAAGAGCAGACGGUGGAAGCAGAGGAGAAAAUAAAACGAGGUGCAGAAAUUGUCAGAGGAGCUAUGGCGUGGGAGAACUACAUGAAAUUCUAUCAGGUUCCGAAUCUCGACAGACAACCUAUGGAGCAGAAUACUACUGCACAGGAAAUUCGUGGUGAGUGAUCUGUGGAGCUUCGACGAUGCCCCUGCAGCUUCAAGUGCAGUGUAACGACGCGUUUUCGGCCAGCUUUCAGUUCUUCUUCCUUUCUAAUUCUUCAUUUCUGACUUUGUGGUCUGUGUUAUUUAAUGUUUGUCGGGUCUUCCAAAAAAAUUGUAAGGCUAAAUUUAGAAAAAAAAUACAAAAUUAAUCUAAACCAAUCGAUUUCGUAAAUCAAAAUUUAUAAUCACGA
Carica papaya (papaya) is the source of this 1132-nucleotide messenger RNA. Lineage: Eukaryota; Viridiplantae; Streptophyta; Magnoliopsida; Brassicales; Caricaceae. The record is from RefSeq and is a predicted model, not a curated record.